Messenger RNA from Enterobius vermicularis (human pinworm), 771 nucleotides. Lineage: Eukaryota; Metazoa; Nematoda; Chromadorea; Rhabditida; Oxyuridae. The record is from the annotation of a GenBank genome assembly.
AUGUUUUGCACAUUUAUGGAGAUAUCUGGUUUGUGCACAAAUCUUAGACAAAUGGCGGGAGCUCUUCGUUCCUAUUCAACCGAAAUUCGUCAGCAAGAACCGAUAAUUGUGUUUGUGGAUCAAAAGAAUUGCUCAUAUUCUUACCUUUCUUUUUGUUUACAGGAUCAGUUAGCGAAAACUAAAUUGGAUGUAAAAAAAGCUUCUUUAGAAGAAGUACUUGAGAAACGUGCGAAUCCGGUGAAAAGGGAAGAAGUUACCAACAAAGAUACUUGUAAAGGGCUUGUAGAAUUAAAAGCAAUGGAAUGCCCGCAGCUUCUCAAAAAAGAUCUCAAAGAGCUAUUUAAAGGAGUGAGACUAAGUACUAAUGUUUGCGUUUUGAAUUUGACUCAGAAAACUGAGCACGAUAUGUCAGCAUGGAGUAUGGGUAUGGAACUGGAAAGAUUACAGCUCACGGCAGGGGCUAGUCUUACUCGUUUUCAGUUCAUUGAAGCGGCAUUGAGGAUAUGUGAAAUACUUCGAAAAUAUGGCUAUUGGGCAGACUUCAUUGAUCCAUCUUCUGGCAAACCAUAUUUGAGUAAAUCUACAAGAGGAACUUUGCCUGCUAAUGACGAACGCUAUCGCACGUUAGGAUUUCGAGUUACAGAUUUCGGAUGUUGUAAAGUCCUCGAACAUGGCUCCUGGGGAACACAUGCUUUUGUUGGCACUAUAUUUACCGAUGCCCCUCUUCAUUCAGCCGCUUUAACUGAGAUACUCGCAGUAGAUAAAGACUGA